Molecule: messenger RNA, 1075 nt
Organism: Rhododendron vialii
Lineage: Eukaryota; Viridiplantae; Streptophyta; Magnoliopsida; Ericales; Ericaceae
Product: cytochrome c oxidase subunit 5b-1, mitochondrial-like
Exons: 7
Coding region: 251-718 (155 amino acids)
Biological process (GO): mitochondrial electron transport, cytochrome c to oxygen
Cellular component (GO): mitochondrial envelope
Source: RefSeq, a predicted model, not a curated record
GUGCUACGGUCACUUCCCAGUUCCCACCGUUACCCCACCAAGACUUUCGCAAUUACAAGUAUUUGCAAAUUAAUCUUAAUUUUCUUUUCUAAUACAUUUUUCUACUUUUACCUGAACAAAAAAUUUUAGAGAGAGAGGAACUACAGGGAGUGAGGGAGAGAGAGAGAGAGAGAAGCAUCCGUCCAGUUUCGGAAAACAGGGGGCGGACCUAAGAUCAGAACACAAAAACCCUAGCGGUGUCAAAAAAACCAUGUGGAGAAGACUCUCUACGCCGCUCCGAACCCUAGCCACCGCAACCCGAUCUUCCACCCUCAACCGAUCCGCGCAUCGCCCCGCCGUCGCCGCCUUCUACCGCCACUUCGCUUCUGAUUCAGAAAAUGUGGUUUCGAAGAAGAGGGUCGAAGAUGUAAUGCCGAUUGCGACCGGGCACGAGCGCGAGGAGCUUGAAGCCGAGCUCGAAGGACGGAAGCUUGAUGAUAUCGACCAUCCGGCUGGUCCUUUCGGUACAAAGGAAGCACCUGCAGUCAUCAAAUCAACCUAUGACAAAAGAAUUGUUGGAUGCCCUGGAGGUGAAGGGGAAGAUGAGCAUGAUGUUGUUUGGUUCUGGCUAGAGAAAGGCAAGCCACAUGAAUGUCCAGUGUGCUCGCAGUACUUUGUGCUGGAUGUGAUUGGCCCAGGAGGACCACCAGAUGGACAUGGUGAUGACGAGCAUCAUUAAUUCCUGAUUAAAGUGUUUCUGCCGGAAUAAAAUCUGGGAGAUUCAAGGUUUUCUUCUGUAGCUUUUAUGACUAUUGGCUGGAUAUUAGUUUUCGAAAAUGACAGGGUACAUUCCAGAAAGUUGCAAGCUGGCUUGUGCUGAAAACUCGUUUUGGGACAAUGUGAUGGGAAUCAUCUUGUAAUUUAUUUGAAACUGUGCCCAUCACAGUCUUUCCAAUAAUGAGAAAGGAACAUUAUGUGCGCUUUUGUUCCGAUUCCCAUGGAAUAAUGGGGUGAGGAAAUUGCGCGGAGAAAAAUUUGGACAUAUGGCCUCUAUUAUUCCUUCUGGGUGAAUCAAUUGUUUUCCGAGUUCGAAGUC